AGGUACUGUAAUAAUAAAAUAAAAAAACUUUUGGUACAUCAUCAUCCUACAAAUAUUAAUGUUGUCAGGUUUAUUCCAGUGUUCUAUAGGAGUAAUAUAUAUUCUGCAUUACGCAUCGAAUUUACUGCUUGCUAUUCUAAUGAGAUUUUCUCACCUGAACAGACAUGUGCAGGUUCAGUAAUUCUUACGGACAUUGUCUUUUGGUUCAUUAUACUACCCUACUCGUCAAAUUCACAUCUUCAGCUAAACCUGUUGAUGGGUGGUAUGCAUUCUCUCAACAUUAUUUUUCUUCUGAUUGAUACCUGUCUCAAUAGCCUGCCAUUACCUUGGUCGGGGCUUGCAUAUUUUGUGUUGUGGAGCUGCUGCUAUGUCAUUUUUCAGUGGCUUAUCCAUGCCUGCGGUUUAAUUUGGUGGCCCUACCCCUUUUUGGAACUUUCAACGCCGUGGGCUCCUCUAUGGUACUUUUGCUUGGCGGUGUUUCACUUGCCUUGCUAUGGAAUUUAUUGGUUGCUUGUGGCCUUCAAAAACUCAACUUUCUCUACAUUGUUCCCCCAAGCGUUUGUAAGACACUCCUGCUAGAAUGGGAGCCAGUAUUGAGGCGGAUCAAGAAUUUGAAUUUUAUGAGUUUAAAUUCGUGAUUCUACCAUAUCUUAUAUAAUUUAAUGAGUGCAAAAUUUAUUAUUUAUACUUAUUUAAUAAUUCUUUUAGCAAAAAUAUAGGAUAUGAGCAAAAACUAUGGGUUCAAGUGAACCCAUAGGCUCUACACUGGAUAAGCCCCGAGUGUUUGGACUUUUAAUUAGUGCGUGAUUGAAAUAUUGUGUUAAUUUAAAGAACCUUUACUGUUUUUCUUUUCUUGUCAAAAUCUAUUUUUCUGGUGGCGAGUUAAUCUACA
This is a messenger RNA of Nicotiana tabacum (common tobacco), 892 nucleotides long. NCBI's taxonomy places the organism in Eukaryota, Viridiplantae, Streptophyta, Magnoliopsida, Solanales, Solanaceae. The record is from RefSeq and is a predicted model, not a curated record.